AAAAGGACUCCUGGCUAUAGCCUGAUAGAGUUCAGAUAAACAGGUAUUGAAAAUGGAACGCAGGUCUGAUUUGGAUAGUAAAAACCAGUUUAUCCAAUCGGGACGUUGGUUUCCAUAUCUUGAUAAAUUUGAUGCAAGAAGUAUGCAUUUGAAGUGGUGAAGUGUUGGAAGCGCUUGAUCCGCAUAUAUUGGAUGUGUGGAAGGAGAGGUUUCGGAAUUUGGCAAAGAAUCGGAGCUAUUCGGUGUGUUUGGUGGUCGAGGGAUUGUGUGAUUUCGGGAAUGUUUCUGCAACAUUUUGGUCAGUGGAUGCGCUAGGGUUCCAGUCAGUUCAUGUUGUGCCCUGCGACAGCUCGAAAAGGUGCAACAAGAUUUGAGGUGGCUCCUGGAGAAAGUGUGAUACUUGCAUUUUGGUUUGGAUAGAGGUACGGAGACAAUCGUCAUGUGAGCAUGGGAGGUGAGAAAUGGUUAGAUAUCGAACUUUGGAACUCUACCGAGCGGUGCUUCAAAGUUUUAAAAUCACGUGGUUAUCGUAUUGCCACAACGCAUGUGGGAAUGGAUGCGGUUUCCAUUUAUGAUAUGGACUGGUCAUGCCCAACCGCAAUAGUUGUUGGAAAUGAAAAUAGUGGGAUAAGCAACGAGGCUCUGGAGUUGUCAGAUCUGCAUUGCAGUAUUCCUAUGAAAGGCAUGGUGGAUUCUUUCAAUGUUUUUGUUGCUGCUGGCAUUCUCAUGCACCAUGCCGUCUGUGACAGGACUUCUCGCUUGGGUUGUCAUGGUGAUCUAACAUUGGACGACAGCCAAACUCUUCUUGAGGAAUUUUAUCUGCAUCACUGCAAGAGUGCAAUUAGUAUUGCCAAAGAGUAUGCGAACAGGAAGUUAACCAGGUCCACGACAAAGCUUUGAUAAAGGCAUCAACGGUCUAACCUCUGGAUUUCCUGUUGUAGAAUAUUUACAUAUAGUGGCUCCAGAAAAUCUUACAGGUGCUGUUUUUGCUGUCAUUUUAUUUAUUGUUAUACCCACCGAAAUGCGUAAGAUGUAGCAAAAUGUAGCAAAAUUAUAUGAAUAACAUGUGUGCAUUGCUCAUGUAGUCCUAGUUUUUUACGACCAAUGCUUAAGAUGUAUCAAAACACGUGAAUAACAUGUGCAUCGGUCAUCUAGGCCUAGUUUUAGAAGUUAAAAGUGUAGGAAUGGAGAAUGACAUUGCAGUAUACAUGGUAGAAUUUGA
Molecule: messenger RNA, 1222 nt
Organism: Ilex paraguariensis (yerba mate)
Lineage: Eukaryota; Viridiplantae; Streptophyta; Magnoliopsida; Aquifoliales; Aquifoliaceae
Source: the annotation of a GenBank genome assembly